AUGCAUGUUAGGUGCAAACACGCUUCCCGCUCAUUCUUCUACUGUGGGGCAAAGCAUAAGAAGCUCCAUUGGAGAGGGGACCACUCCAAUGAGUGCAGUCGAAUGGCUCAGCAAAUGGCGAGGGGGCUGGCAUUGGCAAUGGAGCUGCCCUUCUUCUGUGCAAUCCCCAUUGAGAUAUCCUCUGGGCUAGUCCCCAUAUGUUCACUCCUACAGACCAAAGAGAUCCACAACCAAGGCAUCUACAAGGCAGUGUGUGAUUGUUCUUACAACGAUGGGGGUACGAUGGGGACCCUAGAGUCUGCGAAGUGGCUGCCUCCUACAGCAGGUGCACCUCUGCAAGGCUCAAGCCUCCGGAGUUGGCAAGAGUAUUGCACAUGGCGAAGCCUGCCUGUCUCCCACCCUGAUCUCUUGGUUCUUCACUGGGUCUUGACGAUUUACCAAGCUUACCAGCUUGCCACCAGUAGUGGGCCGCUUCGCAAAUCAAUAAUGGAAGGCUCUCCGCUGAGAAUCCACUACCUAGGCCCUGAGAGAGAACUAGACCAAGUCGCCGUCUUUGCUGAGCUGGCAUGGUUGCUGCCAGUCCCACAGAUUGAGGUCUGCUUCAUUGGCCCCAGGGUUCCAGCCACCAGGGAUGGCGGGUCUGUAGAGCUUAGCAUCCGGAACGCAGAUGAAGGGUUAGACGUGACGAGCUCGCCACGUCACGCGGGCGUCCGCGUGAAAUUCUUCAAGGGGCUGUACCACGAGGUCGUGUCCGAACGAGCACAGCAGGUAGGACCGGCGGACCUGGUUAUCGCUCCCAACGCUGGCCUUGCGGCCUACACGACGUGGCAGCCAACCAUCGCUUUGCUGAACAGCCCCGGGUCUCCACCAGCGUUCUUCACGGACUACUGCGAGGAAGCCACGUGUCUUGCUGCUCAGGUCCUGACGUCAUGCGGAGCACGACUGACGCACGAGGUACAACCGAACCCGUUCCGUCAGCCAUGGCGCAUCCGCGCGCGGGAUAACGCCCUCCCGUCCUUCUCCAACGGCUUCCUCGUCGGCAUCAACUAGAGUCCCCAGGAUCCGUCAUCCAUGAACGGACGUCCGUAAUCCCUCGGUGCGCUCUCCUUCCCACCAGUUGGCAGUGGGCGCAGUCCGAAAUCUUCCUCGGACGCCGGACGCUGAAUUCGAGAAGCAAUCUACUUGGACGUGCCCACCCAGGCGUUCUGCCGACAAGAAAGGUCAAGCGCUUGUGCCGGUCACAGCCAUGUCAAACCUCUUCACAGAGCUGAGUAAGUUUGUUCAAGGAACCCGUGAGUGAGAAACCGGAAAUAGCAAAGGGUAAUGCAGCGUCGAAGCGGGAGACACGAAGAUACAGUGGACGGAGCGUGACGACUCCCGCAAGGAAGGAGAUUGUGUUGGAGCUCGAAAGCGGGUUGAGGGAAACGAGGGUCGCACAUUUGCAGAGUCCAAAGUAACGAAUAUUGGUGAGGGUUGCUAAUCUAAGCUGCUCACUGAUGCCAUAGGAGGUUUUACGUCGUCCAUAUACGACGUAAUUAGAGCCUGGACGUAGGUGUUUGGAACGAGCCAGCGGGGCGGCGGAUCACUGCUAGAUGCAAAGCUCCGGUGCAUUGGCCCAAAAGUAACAGCUCGGAAUGUGCGCAAAUUUGCUGUCAGAUAUUCAAUUGCACGAUCCGCCAUGGCUGUCCGCAGCCGCGCGUAUGCCAGUGAUUGCGAAUUUAAAGCUAGCAACUGUCAAAA
Messenger RNA from Klebsormidium nitens, 1740 nucleotides. Lineage: Eukaryota; Viridiplantae; Streptophyta; Klebsormidiophyceae; Klebsormidiales; Klebsormidiaceae. The record is from the annotation of a GenBank genome assembly.